Molecule: messenger RNA, 3036 nt
Organism: Saccharomyces mikatae IFO 1815
Lineage: Eukaryota; Fungi; Ascomycota; Saccharomycetes; Saccharomycetales; Saccharomycetaceae
Gene: RGA2
Product: GTPase-activating protein RGA2
Exons: 1
Coding region: 1-3036 (1011 amino acids)
Biological process (GO): regulation of GTPase activity; signal transduction
Cellular component (GO): cytoplasm
Source: RefSeq, a predicted model, not a curated record
AUGUCUGCUGACCCUAUUAUCAAUCAAUCGCCUUCGUGUGUGAGGUGCAACAAAUCUAUUGCAUCCAGUCAGGUAUAUGAAUUAGAAAACAAAAAGUGGCAUGAUCAAUGCUUUACAUGCUACAAAUGCGAAAAAAAAUUGAAUGCAGAGUCUGACUUUCUGGUUUUGGACACAGGUACUUUAAUUUGCUACGACUGCUCCGAUAAAUGUACAAGUUGUGGCAGCAAAAUAGAUGACACAGCGAUUAUACUUCCUUCCUCGAACGAAGCCUACUGUUCCAGUUGUUUCAGAUGUUGUAGGUGCAACGAGCGUAUUAAGAACUUGAAGUAUGCGAAGACAAGACGAGGAUUAUGUUGCAUGGAUUGCCACGAAAAAUUGUUGAGAAAGAAACAGCAAUUAUUGGAAAAGCAAAAAAAUGACUUCUCGACAGGAAAUUCUGGAAUUCAACUUCCCCAGAGAUCAAUCAAAAGACCUCUAUCGCCAACCAGGAUAAAUGGUAUAUCAUCUGUCAGCACAAAUAACUCUGCGAUAAAUGAGAACCCUGUAGAAUCCAGUGAGGUUCAACAACUCACUCCACAGGUUUUAGUCUCACAAGAAAUUGAUGAAUCAUCAUCAGAUAAUGACAAUAUUAAUAAUGACAAUAACAACGACAGAAAUGAAAGAACAUCUCAUGCAAGAACAGUUUCUAUAGACGACAUUUUGAAUUCCACUUUGGAAAAUGAUAGUAACAGUAUUGAAGAACAGAGUUUGGUGGACAAUGAGGAUUACAUUAAUAAGAUGGGUCAAGAUGUGAACUAUAGGCUGCUGAAGCCUCAUAGGGCUAAUCAUGAUUCUAUAGUGAUAAAGGAUCCAAAGUCUACAAAUUCAAACCCCAACGCAAAUAGAUUUUUUUCAAUUUAUGAUAAAGACGAGACUGACAGAGAUGAUACAGAUGGCAAAGAAAAUGAUGGCAUAAUCAAUACACCUAGAAAUAGCACUGAUAAAAUUACAAGUCCUUUAAAUAGUCCUAUGUCUGUACAAGUUAAUGAAGAAAUCAAUCCUCCUCACGGAUUAGCAUUAAAUUUAUCAGAGGGCGGAAAAGAGAAUAAUAAACCAUCUCAAAGUAUGCAGAUGUUAACUUCCAAAUCUAUGAAUCAUGUUUCCCCGGUUACGAGAUCAGAUACGCCAGAAAUGAAAUCAUCUACAUCUUCGUCAACGUUACGUAUAUCUGAUAAUAGAAGUUCUAGCAGGCCUCAAACAUCGGAUCAUUUACAGCCUCAGAACAAAGGAACACCCUCCCCAAAUAAGAAGCUUUCAAGGUCAUUUUCUUUAAAGUCCAAAUAUUUUGUUCACAACUUGAAAAGUAAAACUUCGGAAAUGUUAGAUCCAAAACAUCCUCAUCAUAACAUUUAUACACAAGAAUCAGAUACUCAUUCAGGAUGGGGUGUUUCCUCUACGCAUACGAGCAUAAGAAAAUCAAAACCAAAAAAAAAUCCCACAUCAAGAGGUCAAAGUGACAGUACAAUAUACAACACUCUACCAGAGCAUGAAAAUUAUACAUCAUCUGAAUUCAAUCAUAAAAAGGCACAAAGUAGUCUUGGCGGUAUGCCCAAAAAGCAAACCUCUGGCGACAUAACUGCUAACAGACGUGUGAAUGGCUCAUAUCCAAGUUCAAGUUCAGGGCAGCAUAUAGCAAUGUUCCGUACACCGCCUUUAGAAUCAGGCCCCUUAUUCAAGAGACCAUCGUUGUCGUCUGAGUCUGCACACCACAGAUCUUCCAGCUUACAGACAUCUAGAUCCACUAACGCAUUAUUGGAGGACGAUUCCACGAAAGUAAAUUCUACCGAUGAAAGUGCAACAAGUUUAGAAAGGGAUUACUAUUUUACUGAGUUAACUUUAAGGAAGUUAAAGUUAGAUGUAAGGGAAUUAGAAGGCACAAAAAAUAAAUUAUUGCAGGAUGUGGAAAAUUUAAGACUAGUAAAAGAAAGACUAUUAGGUGAUGUUGAUUAUUUAAUAAAAGAAAAGGAUAAACAACCAGUAUCGUCCCGGAAGUCCUUAGAACAGAAAGAAAUCAGCGUAACACCUGUAAGUGUAAAGUCACCAAAUGCAAAUACAGACAGAAAAGGGAGCAUAUCCAAUGCCAGUCCUAAACCACGAUUCUGGAAAAUAUUCUCCAGCGGUGGUAAGGAUCAUCAGCCAGGGGAUCUAGAAUCCCAUCAACGUUCACCAAAUUCAUCUUCAAGUGGAAUGACGAAUAUAGCACAGAAAGAUAUAUCGACUCCUAAAUUAAUUCGUGCACACGAUGAGUUACCAUCACCGGGUAAAGUUUCACUAUCUCCAAGUCCGAAGAAAUUAGACUUGAUGCUUGAUGGUUCUCAUUUAUAUGGAUCGUCAUUACCAGCUAGAUGUGCAUUUGAAAAGAGUAGUGUUCCAAUGAUUAUUAAUUGCUGUAUUGAUUACAUCGAAGCAGAAGAUGUAGGCCUGAAUAUGGAAGGUUUAUACAGGAAGUCGGGCUCGCAAACUUUGGUUGAAGAAAUUGAGAAUGAAUUUGCUCAGAAUAAUGUAUUACAUAACAAUACGGUAAAUCCCAAAUUGGAUGCUUUGUUAAAUCAAGAUAUUAAUGCAGUGGCUAGUGUAUUGAAACGAUACUUGAGGAAAUUACCAGACCCAGUCUUAUCGUUUUCCAUAUAUGAUUCAUUAAUAAACUUAGUAAGGAGCAAUCAAUUCAUUGAAAGGUUACCACUAAACGACGACGGCUUUUCAGAUUCCCCACAGAGAAUGUCAUUACAUGAAAUUGCCCUCAAAAGCUUGCGAGAAAUUCUAAAAAAUUUGCCCCCAGAACACCAAGAAGUGCUGAGAGUAUUGGCAGCGCAUAUCAAUAAAGUACAAAAGUACAGUGAGAGGAAUUUGAUGAACUUACAUAAUCUGUCGUUGGUUUUUGCACCAAGUCUUAUUCAUGACCUAGACGGUGAAAAGGAUAUCGUGGAUAUGAAGGAGAGAAAUUAUAUCGUGGAAUUCAUACUAGUAAAUUAUAAAGACAUACUCAAAUCUGUAUGA